UUGUCUUUUUUUAUUUUUUUUAAUGGAACAAAUGUUUUUAUUCAAGUUGUUUGUUUCAUGAGAGAAAAUAUAUACACCACACUACUUUUUUGUUGUAGUAAGAGUAUGAGAUGGAGUGUUCAAUUCGACUAAGGAUAUUAUCUUCCCUAACCAAAUAAAGAUGGGUGUGUUCUUCUUUCUAUUUUACUCUUACUUUGCUUUUAUUUGAAUUUUCAUACUUUUGAGAUUUGAAGGUUAUAAUUAAACUAAUCCUCAUAAAUCUUUUCUUAAUAUAUAAACACAGGCACACACGUAUGAUAAUGAUGAAUUUUUCACAUGUUAAACUCUCUUUUUUCCUCUUCCUUUCUAAAAAGAAAAAAGUGGCUAAAAUGAUUAGUUCCAUCAUAAUCUCAAUGUCUUGACCAUUAUUCAAACACACACAAACAAAAAAGAAAGAGAAAAUCAGAGAAAAGUCUAAAGAAACAAGAAUAUAAAUUAUACAAGUAACAGAAAGCUAUAAAGGGUGUAGUUAUAUAUAAAUAUAUAUAUUGUUAAUUUAUUGGAUGGAUGAGCAAAAUUGGUCAUUUGUAAGGCCAUUAAUGGAGUUGAAUGAAGAGCUGAAAUGUGUGAUUGAGAGAGCAUGGGCUAUACAUGGUAAGCUCAACAGUGAAAUCGAACAGAGUAUUAAGCUCUGUAAGGUUUGUUCAGAGCAUGGUCGCUUAUGCGAUGUAGCAGAUCAGAUCCCAGUUGAGGAAAGGGAGAGCUUGAUUGGCAUAAGAGAUUCAUUGAAGCAAGUUGAGAACACCCUUUUGUUUCAACACAAACUACUGUGUUGGCAAGAGAAAGAGAAAAAUGAAGCUGUAAUUUAUUUGAAAGAAAGCAGAAGAGCUUUAAUUGAGUUGGUGAGGAGUUAUGAAGGGAAAUCACCACCACCAAAUGUGUUAAGAGAGUUAAAUGAAUGUUUUGGUAAUCAAAAUAUAGUUCUUCACAGCUUUAAAGAUGGUGAAGAAGAAGCCAAUAACAACAGAUGGUGGAAUAAGUACUAUUGGCCAAAACCUUUUGGAUUUUCAAUCAAGUGUUUAAUAUUUUUGGGUACCAUAUCAUGUAUGAUUAGUUUUAGUCAUUAUUAUAGGAGUUCCAACCCCAAAGUUGUUGCUUCAUUUUCGGAUUCAAAACAAGCUCAAGUCUCAAGGUCAAGGACCAAAGAUCCUCCUUUCAAUGUUUUUCAGGCCAGGGGUUGAGUUAGUACUAAUUAAACAUAUUUUGUUUUUUAAUUGGAAGAAGGAUUCUAAUUAAUUCUUCGAAUGAUGCUUGAUAAGUUAUUAUAUACUUUUUUAUUUUUUUUGUAA
Cannabis sativa is the source of this 1328-nucleotide messenger RNA. RefSeq lists its product as uncharacterized. The transcript has 2 exons. The record is from RefSeq and is a predicted model, not a curated record. Gene Ontology annotation, biological process: chloroplast fission. Bases 543 to 1220 code for a protein of 225 amino acids. NCBI's taxonomy places the organism in Eukaryota, Viridiplantae, Streptophyta, Magnoliopsida, Rosales, Cannabaceae.